Messenger RNA from Paramormyrops kingsleyae, 1788 nucleotides. It is a transcript of the gene shhb, whose product is annotated as sonic hedgehog signaling molecule b. NCBI's taxonomy places the organism in Eukaryota, Metazoa, Chordata, Actinopteri, Osteoglossiformes, Mormyridae. The record is from RefSeq and is a predicted model, not a curated record. Gene Ontology annotation, biological process: cell fate specification; cell-cell signaling; protein autoprocessing. Gene Ontology annotation, molecular function: calcium ion binding; patched binding.
CUUAGAAUUGCGUCCACAAGUCGUUUCUUUUGUAAUCUCCUGCUGCAGACACUCUGUUCCGAUGCCUUUAGUUACCAGCAAAGCAGACGCUGCCGUUUACACACCUGCAUCGGUGCGGAUCACUGGAUAAAUACCACAGCCGGAGGGAAAACGCAGCGCUGGAGGGUUUACGGGACGGAGCGUAGCAGUGAGCCCGAAUACUGCCGGCUACAUGUGCAACGGCUUAUGAAUUAUUUCAGUCAGCUGGCGAAAUGCAGACGUUAAUGAGGUUUAUGCUGACGGCUUUCGUCUGCGUCUCCUUGGCGUCCUCCGGCUUGGCGUGCGGACCGGGCAGGGGAUUCGGCAAAAACCGGAGACACCCGAAGAAACUGACCCCUCUGGCGUACAAACAGUUCAUCCCUAACGUCGCUGAGAAGACGCUGGGGGCCAGUGGCAGAUACGAGGGCAAGAUCACGAGGAACUCCGAGAGGUUUAAGGAGCUGACUCCUAACUACAAUCCUGACAUUAUCUUCAAGGAUGAAGAGAACACGAGUGCGGACAGACUGAUGACACAGAGAUGCAAGGAUAAGCUGAACUCGUUGGCUAUUUCGGUCAUGAAUCAGUGGCCGGGAGUCAAGCUUCGUGUGACAGAAGGCUGGGACGAGGACGGGAAUCACUUUGACGAGUCCCUACAUUACGAGGGAAGAGCCGUGGAUAUAACCACCUCUGACAGAGACAAAAGCAAGUACGGAACCCUCUCCAGGCUUGCGGUGGAGGCUGGAUUUGAUUGGGUUUAUUAUGAAUCAAAAGCCCACAUUCAUUGCUCGGUCAAAGCAGAAAACUCGGUUGCAGCUAAAUCCGGCGGCUGUUUCCCGGGCGCGGCCUUCGUCUCCCUCCAAGACGGACGUCGAAAGCGUAUCAGCGACCUGAGGGUCGGCGACAAGGUCUUGGCAGCUGACAGUCAAGGGAACCUCGUGUAUAGCGACUUCAUUAUGUUCAUGGACCAGGACGUGAACACGUCGAGAGUUUUCUAUGUGAUCGAAACGCAGGAACCCAUGAGGAGACUCACCCUCACGGCGGCCCAUCUCCUCUUCGUCCUCGACAACAGGACGGAUUUGUUCGGCGGCAUGAGAGCCGCUUUUGCAAGCAGCGUGAAACCAGGACAAAUGGUUCUGGUAGCGGAUGACCUACGAGCCCAGCUGAAGGCAGUCACCGUUCAGAGGAUUUAUACGGAGGAACACAGAAGCUCGUUCGCUCCGGUUACAGAACAAGGGACCAUCGUGGUCGAUCAAGUACUAGCGUCGUGCUACGCGGUAAUAGAGGACCAUGCGUGGGCUCACUGGGCUUUCGCCCCCGUCAGGUGGAGCUACAGAUUCGUCUCAUAUCUAUUUCCAAUAGGCGGCGCAACGGCAAACGAUGUCCUGAAAUCGGACGGCAUUCACUGGUUCUCGAAGCUUCUGUACCAAAUUGGAACGUGGGUGCUGGACAGCCACUCCUUACAUCCUUUAGGGUUGCCAAUAAACUCCAGCUGAAAUAAGAAAUAUCGUGACGUCGCACAACAAAAAAUAUAUACACAGAAAGGCCAAAAGCCCGGAAUAAUUUCCGGAUAUUUAUUUAACAUUUAAAACUCACCAUCUUUAAACGAAUAAAGAGAUUAAAACUUAUUUCGAGUAAUUUAUUAUCGAACUGUCAAAAUUAAAUGAACUGUCGCUGGAAUCAUACGGACUAAUCGAGUUUUUGAGCAGAAUUUAUUUUUGUGAACUUAAAAAAAAAAAAACAGACAUUACAGACACAAUGCCCCACGGAUUU